Messenger RNA from Erythranthe guttata (spotted monkey flower), 1546 nucleotides. The record is from RefSeq and is a predicted model, not a curated record. Lineage: Eukaryota; Viridiplantae; Streptophyta; Magnoliopsida; Lamiales; Phrymaceae.
GUAGCUAGCAAAUAAUAAUAUUUUGAAGUUGCGGUAUGCAAGGGAUGACAAAUAAUCAUGGCAACUUGAACAUCAAUUAUUGCGCCGCAAUUCUAUUGAAAAGUGUUCGUGAAAAUCCAGUUUGUGAGAUUUCAAAGGCAAGAGAGAUUGUGACCGCGCAAAUAGGAUAUGAGAUAUCCUACAUGAAGGCAUGGUACACUUUGAAGCGAUGCAGAGAAAAUGUAUAUGGAACAUGGGAGAGUUCGGUCCAGAAGUUGCCAAAAUUUAUGAAAGCACUUCAACAAAGGAAUACAGGCACAACUGUUGAGUGGGAACAUCACGCGACAAAUCAUCCAUCGAAAUUCAUAAUCAAAUACGUCUUCUGGGCCUUCAAGCCGUGUAUUGAUGGUUUCAAAUACUGUCGUCGGGUGAUCAGCGUCGAUGGAACUCAUUUGUACACUAAGUACAAACAUAAGAUGUUGCUUGCUGUGUGUUUGGAUGCGAAUCAACAAGUUUUACCACUUGCGUAUGCAAUUGUUGAUGAAGAGACCGCAAGUGCAUGGAAGUGGUUUUUCAAAUGCAUUGACAAACAUUUACUUUCGGGCAUAUCGGAUGGUAUUUGUAUAAUUUCGGAUCGAGGAACCGGUAUUUUAAGUGCCAUCGAUUCAAUGCCCGAGUUUCGGCCCCCUCGUAUCACCCAUCGAUUUUGUUUGAGGCAUGUUUGUUCAAAUGUCAACGCCAAGUUUAAGAGCAUUGUGGUGAAAGAUUUUUGUUACGCUGCUGGAAAACAAUCUCAGGUUUGGAAGCUGAACCGGUAUUUGGACAAGAUUGGUGAGGAAAAUCCCAAUGCACUCAGAUACUUGAUGAACAUGGAUCGAGAAAAGUGGACUUUAGCACAUGAUGGAGGGUCUCGACGCGGUCAGUUGACGACCAACUUGUCCGAGUCCAUCAAUGGUGCUUUGAAAGGUGCUCGUAAACUGCCUGUCACAGCUAUUGUGGAUUUUACAUUUCAUCGAGUGGUUAAGCACUUUAUUAAUCGAGUAGCGAAAGGUAAUAAAUGGGAGCAAUUGGGACAACGAUGGGCCGAAUUUCCAUUGAAGAAGUUCAAAUUAUGGGAGGAACAUUCGACGACACAUUACAUGAGAAGGUUCAACACUCGCAACUACGCUGGUGAGGUAUUCACCAGGGCAAAACCUCAAGGAGGUGGAGGAAAAACACAUUGUGUCGAUCUUAGGGCCAAAGAAUGCUCGUGUAAUAAGUGGACCUUGUUUGGGAUUCCUUGUUCUCAUGUGCAACAUGUAUGUCGUGAUUUCCGUUUGGAUGCCGAAACUUUGGUUGCCGAGUACUACAGUGUUAGAAACCAUAAGAACACAUAUAGUGGCGUGUUUCACCCUUUGCUGCCUGAAAUGUGCUGGGAGGAUGCAGAUUUUGAGCUAUUUCACGAUGUUACCCUACGGAAAGCUACACGACGGGGUAGGCCAGAAAGUUCUCGUAUUCGUAACGAAAUGGACCGACCACAAGCGCGUGCUAGAAGAAAAUCUCGGGCAACACAAGAAUCACACUAGUU